GAAGUGGCGCUAUCUCUUCUUCCACGGCAUUUCAGCCGAGGAGAGGGCGAGGGAGCUCAACUUGAAGGGGCGAACAGCUCCGGGAGCCGCGAAGUGGGGUGGUGUUAUCUGCUGCCAUCGCCGGAAGAGCUCAUCUGUUGCUUGGCGCGCAGAGACAAGAGCAAGGUGAGGCGAAAGGCGAGGACGAAGAGCAUCAAGCACUGUCGGGCUUUGCGGCGAUGGUGGUCCUGCUGUUGCUGGGGCUUCUCCAGCUUGCCGUUCCCGGACUUGCUCAAACUCCGCCAUCUGGUACGGUAAAGAUCAAGAGCUUCAAAUAUGCUGGCUCUGGCUGUCCGCCUGGAAGUUUCCAGGGCGUAGUCUCCGACGACGUACAGACACUCACUGUCAUUUUCAGCUCGGACACCUCAGAUUCGGGUCCAGAGCGGAGAUCCUGCCAACUCAGCGUCGGCCUGACCUAUCCUGCUGGGUUCGCGUUUACUCUGGAGAGUGUGACAUUCCGAGGGUCCUUCCAAGGCUCGGCUUCAGUGACAACCACGUACUACUUCUCAGGUAUUCCAGGGACAGGCAGAGUCCAGCGCAGCCUGCCUCCUCCCGUGGAAGGCAACUUUGAGUUCACCGAGCAGUUCAGUACCUUAAUCCAUCCAGAGUGUGGCAGUGAGUCGGUGACGCUCAAUAUCCACACGAUCUUGUACAACUCAAUCACCGUCAGCGCCCAGAUUUUUGGUCUGGGCUGGACGGAGUGCUAAGGGGAUACUCGUACUGAAGCGUUUUUCUGGAGCAUCUGGCGGCAAAUGCAGCCAGAUCCAGUUCAGAAGAAAGUCGUAAUGUGAGCAUGGCGUAAGCUGAUUUAACGAGGCGUCAACAACAGGGGUGGGCGGUCGUUCGACAUCAGCAAGCCACUUGGAGAGAAGCAGAAUGAGCGACCGGUAGGGGAUAGUCACUGUGGAUUAAUCUAUAUAUCUCUCGGUCCGCAGCGGCAUUGUCAGGGGCGCGCGGUCAGCUAAGAACUGCCUGCCGACAUCACUCACACAGUCGAUCGGACGUGUGUGAGUGUCCGAGAGCACUUUGCUGAUGGAGCUCAAUAGGAAGCCUAGCCAGUUGUGGAACUUGUCACUCAACGAUCAUUCUAAUUAUAUAUAUAGAGUACGUACUCAAUGUCUGGCAGGCGAGCGAGUUUCCACGUCCUGUAUUUUCUAAGCCUGGAAAAGAAUACGCUGGCAUCUAGGACUUCCGGUGCUGGGGAAGACCCCAAGCCGAGUGCGAGAACUGUUGUGUAAAGAUGAAGCAGACGGCCGUAGCGAACAACAAGGCAUACUACUUAGUGCUCUCUCUCUCUCUCUCUCUCUCUCUCUCUCUCUCUCUCUCUCUCUCGGUUUCUGUCUGAAAGCUUUCGUUGCUUGCUUUUAGUGGAGUUUAUCUCUAUGAAGUGUUACUUCUCUCUUUCUAAUCUUGUUCUCUCUCCCUCUCUCUCGCUCCCCUCUAUUUCUUGUGUUGUCGUCUUCCUCUCUCUCCUCUAUCUCUCUCUCUGGUCUCUCUAUAUGUCUGUGUGAAGUUGUCAUCGCAUGCCUUUCAUCA
This is a messenger RNA of Chara braunii, 1575 nucleotides long. NCBI's taxonomy places the organism in Eukaryota, Viridiplantae, Streptophyta, Charophyceae, Charales, Characeae. The record is from the annotation of a GenBank genome assembly.